GACUUGCUCCCGAGGCCAAUAAAUUAGUGAGCAGCUUGAAGACCAUGCCAAUGCUGCACGAUGAAGCGUUUGCCCGGGAAACAAAGCUGAACAACUCCCAUGAGUUCCCCGAAAACACGCUGGUGCUCCCUGUCUCUAAGCAAAACAAAAGAAUUUUCUACACAAUCCUGGAGCUCUCGCCACUGCUCGAUUCUUCCAACAUGACACCGGAGGACUGGGCCAAGAUUGCAAGGAAACUUGAGGAGCACUACGAGAAGUACGAUGGGUUUGUGAUCCUUCACGGCACCGACACCAUGGCCUACACAGCUUCAGCCCUGUCCUUCAUGUGUGAGAACCUGGGUAAAACUGUUGUGCUGACAGGAUCUCAGGUGCCCAUAUACGAGCUGCAGAAUGACGGCCGAGCCAACCUGCUGGGGGCACUGCUGUUUGCUGGGCAGUUCGUGAUUCCCGAGGUGUGCCUGUAUUUUUAUAAUAAACUGUACAGGGGAAAUAGGGUGACUAAGGUGGAUGCUGGGAGUUUCAAUGCCUUUUCCUCACCUAACCUGCCUCCACUUGCAAAUGCUGAGGUUGAUAUUACAAUAAACUGGGAAACGGUGUGGAGAGCCAACACCAAAAAGAAAUUUCGAGUUCACACCAACAUGAACAGGAACGUUGGGCUUCUGCGCAUCUUCCCGGGGAUCACCGCUGCUGCUGUAAAAGCAUUUCUCCAGCCUCCCAUCGAGGGAAUUGUACUUGAGACCUACGGGAGCGGCAAUGCCCCGAACAACAGACAGGACUUGCUGGAGGAGCUGAAGAAAGCGACCGAGCGCAGGGUGGUGAUCCUGAACUGCACGCAGUGCUUGCGCGGCUCCGUCAAAAUGGUCUACGCGACCGCGCAGACUCUCGCUGAUGUCGGGGUAAUUCCUGGAGGAGAUAUGACACCAGAGGCGGCCCUCGCCAAGCUGUCGUACGCGCUCAGCAAGAGCAAGCUGAGCUGGGAGGAGAAGAGGCAGAUGCUGAGCGAGAACCUAAGAGGAGAAAUGACUGUUGUACCCACAGGAGCCAAGAUCUCCCUGAGAGAUAGCAAGUUUAUUCAAGUGAUUGCCAAAUCUCUGAGUAUCAGCAGCAAGGAGGAGUUGGAAGCCGUAAGAGACGCAUUAAUUCCACCUUUGGCUUGUGCUGCAGCUAAACUGGGUGACGUAGAUGCGCUGAGAGCCAUAGCAGAAAUGGGGGGAAACCUGAGCUGCGGGGACUACGACGGCUGCACUCCGCUCCACGUCGCGGCCUCCGAAGGGCAUUUGCCACUGGUUGAGUUUCUGCUGACGUCUGGCGCGACCGUUUAUGCCAGAGACAGAUACGGAUCAACCCCGCUGAUGAACGCCAUCAAGUUCAGGCAAAUGGAAGUGAUUAAUCUGUUACGAGAAACGGGAGCGCACCUCUCGAGCCAUGACCUGGAGAACACUGGGACAAUUCUCUGCAGCCUUGCAGCUGAAGGCGAUGUGGAGGGGCUGUACGCCUGGUACCUCGCUGGCGCGGACCUGGAGCAAGCGGGUUAUGAUGGCAGGAAUUCCCUACAAGUAGCAGAGGCUAUGGGGCACAAGGAGAUUUCUGACUUCUUUAGAGAAAAGCAGUGA
This is a messenger RNA of Mesitornis unicolor (brown roatelo), 1613 nucleotides long. RefSeq names its product asparaginase (gene ASPG). The annotation marks the transcript as partial. Lineage: Eukaryota; Metazoa; Chordata; Aves; Mesitornithiformes; Mesitornithidae. Gene Ontology annotation, molecular function: protein binding; asparaginase activity. The record is from RefSeq and is a predicted model, not a curated record. The transcript has 14 exons. Gene Ontology annotation, biological process: amino acid metabolic process.